AUAUUUUUACGAGGUUAUAAGAGUAAUCUUGUAGAAAAGUUAAUCAUUUCUUUAUUUUUCUUUCAAAUCUACAGCUUCCAUCCAUUUUCCAAUUCUCUACUUCCUCUCGUCCAGUACUACCGAACAUAAUAUAAAACGGUUCUAAUGAGAAGAAGAUGCGGCUAAACUUAAACCUGUAAACACAUAUCCCUAGACCAUUUUGCCUUAAAGCAUACCCAACCUGUUUGUCCUCUCCCUUAUCUCUAUCUUCACUUUUUUUUUUUUUCUUUUCUUCUCUAGCACUUCGUCUACUCCAGAUCAUUCAAGAAGCUCUCUCUUUCUUUUCUCUCUCUCACAAUCAAAUUCUCUCUCAUACACCUAUAGAUCACCGGCAGAGAAGUGGAGAUCGAAGUUCUACACAGAUCGGUGUACUGCAGAUCUGUUCCUUGAUUCAAUGGCUUCCAGUUCGUCAUCUUUCCCAAGUUCUUCUGUUUCUUCUACCAGCAAAUGGACGUAUGAUGUUUUCCUGAGUUUCAGCGGUGAGGACACCCGCAAUACUGCUUCGGACUUUAUAUAUUAUGCUUUAGAAGAGAAGGGCAUUAAAACUUUCAAGGACGAUCGAAAUCUUGAGAGAGGAAAAACUAUUGAACCAGAACUCCUCAAAGCGAUAAAAGAAUCCAAAUUUGCCGUGGUUAUUCUCUCAAAAAAUUAUGCAGCUUCUACUUGGUGCUUAGAUGAACUUGUAGAGAUCAUUGACCGCGAGAAAAAAAUGGAAAUGACAGUUUUGCCUGUUUUUUACAAUGUCGAUCCAUCUGACGUGCGAAAACAAAUAGGAACUUUGGCACAUGCCUUUGUUAAACAUGAAAAACAAUUCAAGGAGAAGGUGGAAACAUGGAAAGGUGCUUUGAGUCAUGUGGCCAAUAUUGCCGGAUAUCAUGUACAGAAUAGGUAAUUUUUAUUUGAAACAUACACACACAUAUAUAUAUAUAUAUAUAUAUAUAUAUU
Molecule: messenger RNA, 984 nt
Organism: Quercus robur (English oak)
Lineage: Eukaryota; Viridiplantae; Streptophyta; Magnoliopsida; Fagales; Fagaceae
Product: TMV resistance protein N-like
Exons: 2
Coding region: 434-931 (165 amino acids)
Biological process (GO): signal transduction
Source: RefSeq, a predicted model, not a curated record